AGUCACUGAGGUUGACAGGAAUGGAAGGCGAUCUGCGAAGGUUUCGUCGCGAAUCCAUGGCGUAAAUCCGAGAGCAGAGCGAGAUUGAACGAGCGAGGCGCGUAUAAAUGCGGCCUCAUGGAGCGGCAUCGAGGCCGACACAGCGACCGAUCAGAGCAGCAGCAGAGGCGCCGCCAUUCCUCCUCGCUUUCGUCUUUAUCGUCUCUCUUCACUCCCUCUCCCUAUUUGUGCCUUUUUCUCAGUCGAUCUCGAGGCCACACGCAUCGAAGCGACAAGAUUAGGGUCAAGAUCGGAUGGAAGGAGGAGGAAAGAGGCAGUCUUCGUCGAUCGCCGACGAGCUUUUCCCCACCGGCAAGGAUGCUUCGUCAUCCUCGUCGCCUGGAUACUUUAGCAACGUCUUCCCCCCUGCUUCCGCGGUGAUGGGUAAGUAUUCAUCACAGAACGACUUGUUCUGGACGCUGAGUAAGCAGAAGACGGAUGGGCAAUUCGGAAACGCUCAGGGCGUACCUCAAGGUGGUAAACCUCAGGGAAAUCCAACCAAGAAACAAAUGAUGCGGAGCAUGGAUGGAAAACCUGUAACUCCUGAUCAAUAUGAAGAAUCAGCCUAUUUUAGCUCUUCUGUUCACUAUGGCGGUCGUGAUUUCUAUGACAGUUCUUCAUCCACCCAAGUUUCUGGAUCACCAAAAACUUUUAAAGAUGACAAAGGGGGAAAUUCAAAUGACCCUGAUGCUGCCAAUCGAGGUGAAUGGUGGCAAGGUUCUCUGUACUAUUGAAGUACCAACUCAACUAAUAUGCUCUUGAUCAAUAUUCAUAGAAGCACAAUUGUGUGAAGGUUUGAUCCCUAUUUGUGGACUCUGGGAGAGAUGAAGGCUAUCUAGUUGUGGAGGUGGCUUGAGAGGGCUGAACCCUAAUGGAGCUCCCUUGCUAUAUUAUGAAAGAGAUCAAGGCUGUCUAGCUUUGCAAAUGGCUUGAGUUGGCUCACUGUAUUAACUCUAAACAUUUAUCAAGGCUUUAAAUAGAGGAAUUUAGUUUGCCUUUUAUGUAGGUCACUUGAGAGAGAGGCUUUCUUUCUUCCUGGGUUUCUUCUUACGUUCAAGCACAAAAUUUCACUUGGUGAAAGAAUUCUAUCUUUCACUUAGCGUCGUUAGGGAGUACAGCACAAUGUUGAUUCCUAAUUAUCCUUGUGAUUUAGGGUGUGAUGAUGCUUAUUUUAGAUUAAAGGCACAAAAAAUCAACCACAAGACAUAGUAGUUAUUAAGAUGAAGAGCAUUUAUUGGAUGCCAGCAGGUCAUGAAACCAGAAAUAAUAUGUGAACUAUCACUUUUGUUUAGGAUUUGUGUAGAUAACCAUCAAGAUCCGUAGAAGAAGCCUUUGAAAGCCUUUUCGACAAUUUUUUUAGGACCCUUGGAUGUUGGAUGUCACUACCAAAUUUGGGCAUAGUUCCUAGUAAAAACACAUUUAACACUUACAUAUAGUAGGUUCUAUCGGCUAAGUAACGACUAAUUUUUGAACUGCUCUAGCUGUCUGAAAAUCGAGUUCAGUGGACUAAGCUUAUUCAAAUAGGUAUUGCAAGAUAAUCCGCAAAAGUUCACUUAAUUGGACAAAUUUUCCAAUUGACUGGAACUUAGUCCAGAUAAUGCUAAGAGAGAGGAUUAUGCUUUCGAAUGGAGUUUUCCUGAAUUUGCUCCAGUUUACGCCUUCAUAAGCCUACACAAAGCUCUGGGGUCAAGUUUGAUUGCAAAUUACAAUGAGGAACAUGUUAUUUGACACACAAUAUUUCUAAUGGCUAACUAAUGACUAGUUUUCGAACCACUCUCUCUAGCUGUCUGAAAUUUAGUCAUCAACUUAGCUUAUACAAAUAGUUGUUAUGACCUAAUACUUUAAAGUUCAAUUCAGCAAGUUGGACAAGUAUUGUAAUCGACUGGAAUUUAGUCUAGAUAACUCAAGGCUAAUCAAGAGGAUUAUGCUUUUGAAUGGAGAGAUUAAAAUUGAGUCGAUAAUCGACUCAAUACUCUAGUUGAUUGGUCAAUCUUCAUUUGACUUGAUUCGUUUGGAUUUGGAGGGUUCUGGCUUACGCUUUCAUAAGUCUACACAAAGUUUUGGGGUCAAGUUUGACCACAAAUUACAAAUAGGAACCUUGUUUUCCUUGGUUGCAGUUUCUACCUACUUUACUCACCUCAUCAUCUAAACCUCAUAUUACAAUUAACGCGCAAUCUCUCACAGCUCACACAAAAUCCAGGUCUUUAAUCUCUACUUUAUCCUCGAUGAUGAUGUUGUCCAAUGACUAAAAACCUCUACAUGCCUAAAGGUUUUACUUCUAGAUCUUCACACCCAAAGACUUUACAUCCCAACCACUUAAUCCCAAAACCUUAGCUUUAGGAUUUUAACCACUUGUUUAAAGGUCUCACCUUCAGUCUUUAUGCCAUAGACUUUAUGUCUUCUGGUCCACCUCCAGCAAUUUUUCAGACCUUCAAAUAUCUCAUAUCAUUCUUCACCAAUCAACUCCUAGUCUACCAUCCUUUCAAAGUAAUAUGGUUGAACUCAACUGCUUAUGAGGAUUGUCGCAUGAAUUAUCUUCUCAAAUUACUCAUCACUGCACCAGCAACUUGAGCUUAUAUCUUUUGCUGAGAAUCACACACAACAACACGGACUAUUUGAAGAUGUCCUGAAUCUUGUAUACUUAUACACUACUUUACUUAAAUUUUAUAACAUUUUGCCCUCCUUG
Messenger RNA from Zingiber officinale, 2725 nucleotides. RefSeq lists its product as uncharacterized. The transcript is spliced from 6 exons. Lineage: Eukaryota; Viridiplantae; Streptophyta; Magnoliopsida; Zingiberales; Zingiberaceae. The record is from RefSeq and is a predicted model, not a curated record. Bases 294 to 773 code for a protein of 159 amino acids.